Messenger RNA from Cutaneotrichosporon oleaginosum, 2080 nucleotides. RefSeq lists its product as uncharacterized. The record is from RefSeq and is a predicted model, not a curated record. Gene Ontology annotation, molecular function: histone H4K16 deacetylase activity, NAD-dependent; NAD+ binding. NCBI's taxonomy places the organism in Eukaryota, Fungi, Basidiomycota, Tremellomycetes, Trichosporonales, Trichosporonaceae. Gene Ontology annotation, cellular component: nucleus.
CGCCUCGCCCGGGCCGCCAUCCGCCACUCGAAUUCCCCUUCCGUCCAUCUCCGACCGCACUCCACCUCCGCGCGCCGACACCAUGGACGCCGGGCACGCAGCGCCACGCGCGCCCUCUCGCGGUCGCGCCAGCGCCAACGCGAGCCCGACCGGCUCCGCGUCUUCCCCGCCCCUCGUCACCCCCGGCGACACAUACCAAGUCGACAGCGAAGGGUUCUCGUCGGACGAGUCUCUCCCGGAGGACGAGUACGAGCUCCUCGUGCAGGAAGCCGACGCGGGCUUCACCGACGCCGAAGUGGCGGCGCUCGUCUCGCGCCUGAAAGAGGACGGGCUCGUCACCUUCCUCCGCACGUACCUCGCGGGCCCGCACACGCUGCGCAAGCUCCUCAUCAGCCUCGGCAUCGUGCCUCCGCGCCACCUCCGCGCCGCGUCGACGCCGGAUAUCCUCCUCCUCCCCUUCGCCAAGGUUGCGCUCUCCCGCAUCCUCCGCCGGCGCACCAAGCUCGCGGCGCACAACAGCGUCGCGGACGCGCUUGCGCUCCUGCGCUCCGCGCGCCGCAUCAUGGUCCUCAGCGGCGCGGGCAUCUCGACGUCGUGCGGUAUCCCCGACUUCCGCUCCGCCACGGGGCUGUACGCGACCCUGCAAGCCGAGGGGAAAUACGAGCUCGACGACCCACAGCAGAUGUUCGACAUCGCAUACUUCCGCGAACACCCCGAGGUGUUCUACUCGUUCGCGAAACAGAUCUACCCAAGCAACUUCGUGCCCUCGCCCUGCCACCGCUGGAUCAAGAUGCUCGAAGACCGCGGCGUCCUCCUCCGCAACUACACCCAGAACAUCGACACGCUCGAGAGCCAGGCCGGCGUCUCCCGCGUCCUCCAGUGCCACGGCUCGUUCGCCACCGCCUCCUGUCUCCGCUGCCGUGCGCGCGUCCCCGGCCACGCGAUAGAAGAGUACAUUAUGGAACAGCGCAUCCCCUUCUGCCCCACGUGCGCCGCGGAGCGCCGCGCGCAGAUCGCCGCGCUCAAGCGCGACAGGAAGGAAAAGGGGAAGGGGAAGUACGACAGCGACAGCGACUCGGACGCGCUCGAUCCGUGGCGCCGCGGCGAGCCGGGCAUCAUCAAGCCUGACAUUACGUUCUUCGGGCAGGCGCUCGACUCGGCGUUCGACGAGUGCCUCUUCCGCGACCGCGAGGAGGUCGACCUCCUCGUGAUUAUUGGUACGAGCCUCAAAGUCGCGCCUGUCAGCGAAGUGUUGUCACAUAUCCCCCACUCCGUCCCGCAGAUCUUCAUCAACCUCACGCCCGUGACGCACGUCCGCCCCGACAUCCUCCUCCUCGGCGACGCCGACAGCAUCGUGUCCUACCUCAGCCACGAGCUCGGAUGGGAGAUCCCGCGCGCCGAGGGCGAGAAGCCGCUCGCUAUCAAGCCCGAAGACGCGGUCUGGGUCUCGGGAGAAGGCGUGCUCUCCCACUUUCACAUGCUGCGCUCACGGGCGGAGCGUGACGCGCUCGCCCUGAGCGGGCAGACUGUCAGGCUGACAGUGAGCGGAGAGUCCGUGUCGGGGAGUGCGAGUGCGAGCGACUCGGAGGAUUCAGAGGCAUCGGGGGAGGGGGAGGAAGCUGAGGUGCGCGAAGAAGGGGCGGGCGGAGACGAGAACGAGGGCGCAGAUGACGAGGGAGAUGGAGGGCUCCGGCCUUCGUCAUCCUCGGCCCGCCCGGCCAAGCGUUCGCGCAUGGGCAGCCCAGCUUCUGGCGAGAGCUCGGGGCCAGCAGAGCAAGCCAAGCGCUCACGCGUAGGCAGCCCAGCCUCUGGCGAGAGCGCGGGGCCAGCAGAGCAGGCGAGACGCUCGCGCGAAGGCAGCCCAGCGUCGGGCAAAAGCGUCGAGGCAGAUCUGCCCAAGCACUCAUGCGCCGCCGAUUGCGCGCUACCGCCCAAGGCGUAACGACAGUGUAUGUCCCUGUGUGUAGCAUAGUCAAUCAGUAGUUCAGCGUGAGCAUGCGCCCAGGAGCCACCGCGAGCUGCCGCGAGCUCAUGGAGAUGCAUUAAGCAGCCAGAGCUGCGUGUAUCACGAGUCGAGAUG